Exophiala bonariae is the source of this 1545-nucleotide messenger RNA. RefSeq names its product RNA-dependent ATPase (gene DBP3). The transcript has a single exon. The record is from RefSeq and is a predicted model, not a curated record. Gene Ontology annotation, molecular function: nucleic acid binding; ATP binding. The coding region runs from base 1 to 1545 and encodes 514 amino acids. Lineage: Eukaryota; Fungi; Ascomycota; Eurotiomycetes; Chaetothyriales; Herpotrichiellaceae.
AUGAGCAAACAUAAACUCGACGACGGGCCACAGUUGGCAAAGGUCGACAAGAAAAGAAGAAAGAAGGACCGAAAAGAGGCACUCCGCUACGAAGACAUCACGCCCAGUUCCACCGACGCCACUGCAAACUCGACUCCAGCGCCCGAAGAACAAGAAGAUGAAGGCACCGAGUACAAGCCUGACCCUUCACUGGAUUCUUUACCACAGAGCGAUGUCGACAGUUUCUUUAGUUCACAGUCCGUCCAAAUAAGCGACCCGCAGGACUCAAAACUUCGACCCGUUCUCGCCUUCUCCCACCUCCCAACCGCUCUGGCUACUCAGUUCUCCUCCAAAUUUUCCUCGUUUGAAAAGCCCUCAGCAAUCCAGUCUGCUGCAUGGCCCUUCCUUCUCUCCGGUCGAGAUGUCGUGGGUGUGGCAGAGACAGGCAGUGGCAAGACAAUUGCUUUUGGACUGCCUCUAGUCACGAGACUCGCCUCGUUGAAGAAGAAAAAGGGCAUUCGAGCCGUUAUUGUGGCUCCCACACGAGAACUAGCCAUCCAGGUCUUCGAGCAAGUGGAGAAAUUAUGCCAGACUGCAAAUAAACUGAAGGCCACUUGUAUCUACGGUGGCACGAAUAAAGAUGAGCAACGUCGAAGUCUGAACGGUGUCAACAUUAUCGUCGCGACCCCCGGUCGACUCAAGGAUUUCAUGUCCGACGGUACGAUCGAUGUCUCCAAGACGAGAUAUCUCGUCCUUGAUGAAGCCGAUCGCAUGCUCGACAAGGGUUUCGAGGACGACAUCAAGCACAUCAUCUCACAGAUGCCGUCCCAGAAGAAGCGACAGACUGCUAUGUUCACCGCGACAUGGCCCAAGUCGAUUCGAGAUCUAGCUGCUACGUUCAUGAAAGAACCAGUGAAGAUCACCAUUGGCCGCAACGACACCGAUGAUUCAGGUGAACUCCGUGCGAAUAAUCGGAUUGUGCAGAAAGUCGAGGUCAUGGACGGUGCGUUGAAACAACAACGACUUCUUCAAGUUCUGAAGGAGCAUACCGCCGGUAGCAAGCGUAAUGAUCGUAUCCUGGUCUUCUGUCUGUAUAAGAAGGAAGCUCAACGAAUCGAGAACUUCAUUCAUGGCCGGGGUAUGAAGGUUGCCGGAAUCCACGGGGAUCUGUCUCAAUCGGCGCGCAUUGCCAGUCUUGAGGGCUUCAAGUCCGGCGCCGUCAACCUUUUAGUUGCCACCGAUGUGGCAGCGCGUGGUCUCGACAUCCCUGAAGUCAAAGUUGUCAUCAAUGUGACAUUUCCCCUGACUGCUGAGGACUAUGUCCACCGCAUUGGACGAACCGGCCGUGCUGGAAAAACGGGACUGGCGAUCACAUUCUUCACCGAGCAAGACAAAGCCCUCGCUGGUGGGCUGAUCAACGUUUUGAAAGCGGCGAAGCAAGACGUUCCCGAGUCGCUGUUGAAGUUCGGCACCACAGUCAAGAAGAAGCAGCACGACUCAUAUGGUGCGUUCUAUCGCGAUGUUGACGAUGGAAAGGUGGCCACGAAGAUCACGUUUGAUGAUUGA